Bolinopsis microptera is the source of this 1493-nucleotide messenger RNA. Its product is annotated as synaptic vesicle 2-related protein-like. Gene Ontology annotation, biological process: transmembrane transport. The record is from RefSeq and is a predicted model, not a curated record. Gene Ontology annotation, molecular function: transmembrane transporter activity. Lineage: Eukaryota; Metazoa; Ctenophora; Tentaculata; Lobata; Bolinopsidae. Gene Ontology annotation, cellular component: membrane. The transcript has a single exon. The coding region runs from base 1 to 1437 and encodes 478 amino acids.
AUGGCAGAUGAGACACAAGAUAUUACCGCUGACCGAGAUAACUCCCCCACUGAAUAUUACGGUUCAACGUCCCAAAAAUCCGACGAGAACAUUCUAGAACUAGAGGAGAUAUACGAGAUGAUAGGACUAGGCCCGACCCAGUAUCUGUACUGGUUGAUGGUCCUGCUUGUUGUUUACUCGGACUAUGCUGAGUUAACACUCCUGUCAGUAAUUCUGCCUAUCUUGAGAUGUGAAUGGGGCCUGUCUACCACCUUUGAAACAGCCAUCACGAUAACCGUGUACGGGUCUUAUGCACUGUUGGCUGCUGUGUUUGGAAGAGUUGCAGACAUUUACGGAAGGAAAAAAGUUGUGAUAUGGUCAACGAUGUUUUUGUUGUUGGCAGCGUUUCUCGGGGCUACAUCAUCAAAUAAAUGGGUAUUUCUUGUGAGUAGAUUGUUCACGGGUGCAUGUAUUGGGAUCAACACGAGUGUUGUUAUCUGCUAUGCCACUGAAAUUGCUGAGAGUCGUUACCGGACCUAUGGAGUGACGACCGUUGUUUUAGGCUCGUUUGUUGGGGUAGCUGCAGUGAAUGGUAUGGCAUUUCUAUUCUUACAAAUAGUUGGGUGGCGCUGGUUCAUCAUGCUUGUCUCAACGCCAGCUUUACCAGCUCUAGUCUUAAUACUUGUUCUUCCUGAAUCUCCUAGAUUUCUCUGUGUCAGUGGACAACAGGACAAAGCUAUGGAAGCUGUUAGGACCAUGGCUAAUCUGAAUGGAAGGGAACUACCAGGUAAUAUACAGAUGGCUUGCUUUGAUAACGAGGAAUUGGGGUCCUACUCCACAGUCCUGAACAAGGAACACAGAAAGUCAAUCAUUGCACUUUCAGUAAUUUACUUCAGCAAUCUAUUAAUAGAAUUUGGUCUCAUAGUCCUGCUCCCUCUCAUCUUCAGCUCUGAUAUGUGCGGGGCAUCUCACACAGUAACCCACGAGUGUCGUCUUCUCUCGCAGGAUGAUUUGUGGAAGAUAACAAUAGCGACUGUUGGAAGCAUAUUCGGAACUAUAGCAGCAUUGUUUCUAGCAGAACGUAUAGGCCGUUUGGUUCCAAUAAGAGUGGCAAGUUUUGUCAUGUUACUCUCAAUAGGAUGUAUGUUUGUGUGUGUCAAUGAAACCUUCACCUUUGUAACAUCAACUAUUGCUAAAAUCGUAGAGGCUUUUAUAAAUGUUACAGUUUGGAUCAUGAUACCGGAAAGUUUUCCCACGAACAUCCGGUCAACAGCGACUGGGUUUAUCAACGGUUGGGGAAAGGCAGGCGGUGUUUUAGGCACUGCGCUUGUGUACCUGUUGUUUUAUGUUAGUCCUUAUUCUGUUUUGGGGUUUUUCCUAUUCUUUUCUUUGGUGGGAUUCGUAGCAAUACUGAUUUAUGACAGAGAGACUAAAUAUGAGGUUCUCAGAGAGAUUUAAACUGAAGCUUUGGUCUUGGAAGACUUGUUUUAAAAUCUGAAGAUGUGACAUCUCUA